Ciona intestinalis (vase tunicate) is the source of this 1998-nucleotide messenger RNA. The record is from RefSeq and is a predicted model, not a curated record. NCBI's taxonomy places the organism in Eukaryota, Metazoa, Chordata, Ascidiacea, Phlebobranchia, Cionidae.
UAAUAUUAUUUUCUUUCUCUUAUUUAUCGCAAUUUGCAAUCAACAAUCGUAAAUAUAAUUCAAAAGCAUUGCGCGUUUGACUGAAUUGGAUAUAACACCAACAGAAAGAAAAAAUUAAAGAAACAGAUUCCAGAAGAUUACUCUGCCCACGACAUAUCCUGUAGCUGUAUCCAGAUUCGGCACAGUAAAAACACCUUUUAAAGUACGAGACCUUAGUUCAAACUGAGGAUAUAAGCUCACCCGUUGUAUCGAUAUUUGCAGAGCCUCCACAACUUUCAAAAUGACGCGGCAAAACUGUUGAUUCAACAUACAUGUUUGUGCGUAUUUUCGGACUCUGAUGGUUAUUCAUUUAUUGAGCAUAUUUGCCGAUCUACCACCAUAUCACCCAUAUUACUAAACUGUCAUUCUAUACUGCAACUUCUGCAGGUGCCAUUGAAAUGUAUUCGUGUUGGAAAUCCUUUAUUGAAAGUGACUUAGAGGAACUGUGCGGAAAUCUUAGUCUUGAUGAAACAUUAGACACACCAUUACCACUCGAAAUUCAACGAAUGACAGAUGCAGAAUUGCGAUCGGAACUCAUUUCUUAUGGAGUUACAGUGGGCCCGAUUGCACCAGGCAGAAAACAAUAUCAAAAAAAACUAUUUUUGUACAGACAGAGAGGGACGGGUAAUCAUUGUUCAAAUGUUAAAUGCAGCAUGCCAUAUUCACAAGAAUUACACCACUUGUUUAAUUCCAAACGAUUGCCGAGUAUUCGUAUUCGUAAUAAAGAUGACCAAACUUUGAGAGAUGAAUUUGCCCAUUGUAGCGUAGAACUAAAGGGAGGUAACACUAAGGAUUGUUUUAACUACUUGCUCUUAGAUCCUAGGGUUACGAAAAACCUGUCUUCGCGAAUAAACCAACUGAGUGAGGUAGACUGCUUAAUGAUUUUCUGUGGUGCAAUAUUUUAUGUCGGUAAAGGAAAAGGCACAAGAGAUUUCGAUCACCUAAAAGACGCCAUUGGUGCAAGGACACAAAACGAAUGCAGUGAUAAGCUGCAGCAAAUUCUGGAUAUAUGGAAAAAAAGAAAGGAUUGCGGUGUUAUACUACUCCGUGUUUUCCAAAACGUUGUUUCAGAGGAAGCAUGUACAAGAGAAGCAGCAAUGAUAGCUGCUUUAGGAGUUCCUCAUUUGACUAACUGUAAACGUGGGACAUGCUAUGGUUCGGCAAGCAAGUGGACCGAAUCACGCUUACGACAUUACGGUGCAUUUCUACUUAUAUCCGCAAUGCGUGUACAUUUGAUUGAAGGUGAACGACAAAUUGGAUCGAAAGAAAUUCCAAAUCAACGAAACAGAAGAAAGGUUAAAUCAUGAAUUACUUGUGCUUGACUUAUUAUGGAUUUCUUUACAAAAUAUCGUGUUGUUGUAAACUGUUUAUUGUGUCUGCUCACUGUAGUGUAGACUUAUCGCGCUACUUGUCCUUCUUUCUUAGUAUUAGACUUACCGUAGUGCUGUUCACUCCAUUAUAGUAAUAGUCUACCAAGCAGUUGUGCUGUAUACCUUACAAUUAAAUUGUGAUUUUAUGAGAAUAGUCUCCCAUGAAAUAAUUAAGUCGUAUCCGCAGUGUUGAUAUUGAUUAAUGGGAAUUAUUGGGAUUGGGCAUUGUGACGUCACUUUACGCGACGAGUUGCAACAAUGCUUUCACGAAGAAAAAUAUUUUUAAUCUAUAUUAUUGAGCACGUGAGUGGUCAUCUAGAUCCUUUUCCGUCGGUUUGUGUAUUAAUGUAACGCAAUUGUUCUAAAUCUUACAUAAGUGUGCCCUCGAAAUUGUUUACUGUAAACUUUGGUGGAAUUUCUUUUUGGGGGUUUUGUUUUUCCAUCAUGCUCCAAUCUUUGGAUCAAUCUUCUUCUCCCCCUCCAAGGCUGACUCCCCCCAUUGUACGGUUUGUGUCCUUACGCAGACUUUUCUUCCAAUUAGAACUUUAAAAUGUUUAAUAAAAAGUUAUUUACUUAACUUUUACAUUGU